This is a messenger RNA of Raphanus sativus (radish), 1829 nucleotides long. Its product is annotated as mitogen-activated protein kinase 7. Gene Ontology annotation, biological process: protein phosphorylation; intracellular signal transduction. The transcript is spliced from 3 exons. The record is from RefSeq and is a predicted model, not a curated record. Gene Ontology annotation, molecular function: MAP kinase activity; ATP binding. Bases 524 to 1630 code for a protein of 368 amino acids. Lineage: Eukaryota; Viridiplantae; Streptophyta; Magnoliopsida; Brassicales; Brassicaceae. Gene Ontology annotation, cellular component: nucleus; cytoplasm.
UUUUUCCCGAAGGCUUCUUCAUCAACACAACGUAUUGCUUCCUCUUCUUCUUCUUUCUGCCUCUUUCUCUAAGCAUUUCCCCAUAUGGGUCUCACCACUUCCUCUCUUAUAUCUUCUUGAGAUAACUAUGAAGAAGCCAUCUCAAUUCAGAUCCAGUCAAACCCUUCUCUUGUUCCUCUGAUCACCAACCAAACAACCCCAAUAACGAUCCAGCUUCUGUAAUAACAAGGGUAUGUCCAAAUCUUAUUUUUAGUUAAUUUUGUUUUUUUUUCUAAAUUCGAUAAAAGAGUUUGAACUAUGAUUACGCCGAAAGUUUGCUACUUUUUUUCUUCUUCUGGGGAGUAGUAAGAUUGAUAGCUAAGUAAAGCAAAGGAUAAAAAAGAUUGAAUCUUUUCACUUUUUUUCUUUCUUCCAACAAGGAAUAACGUAAAGAAGAAAAAAGCUUCAAUGAUUCGUUAACUCUCUCUCUAUAAAACCCUUUUUGAGGAUUUGUUGAGUUCUUAGCAGAAGAAGAAGAACAACAAUGGCGAUGUUAGUUGACCCACCAAACGGGAUCAAACAACAAGGCAAACAUUACUACUCCAUGUGGCAGACUCUGUUCGAAAUCGACACCAAGUAUGUUCCUAUCAAACCCAUCGGCAGAGGAGCUUACGGUGUGGUUUGCUCUUCGGUCAACCGUGAGACCAACGAGAGAGUCGCUAUCAAAAAGAUUCAUAGCGUGUUUGAGAAUCGUGUUGAUGCUCUGAGGACGUUGAGAGAGCUUAUGCUUCUUAGGCAUGUGAGGCACGAGAAUGUGAUCGCGCUUAAAGAUGUUAUGUUGCCUUCCGUUAGAUCCAGUUUCAAAGAUGUUUACUUGGUUUAUGAGCUCAUGGAUACUGAUCUUCAUCAGAUCAUCAAGUCCUCUCAGUCUCUUUCUGAUGAUCACUGCAAGUACUUCUUGUUUCAGUUGCUAAGAGGGUUGAAGUAUCUUCACUCUGCAAACAUCCUUCACCGAGACUUGAAGCCAGGGAACCUCUUGGUCAACGCUAACUGCGACUUAAAGAUAUGUGACUUCGGGUUAGCGAGAACGAGCCAAGGCAACGAGCAGUUCAUGACGGAGUAUGUGGUUACACGUUGGUACAGAGCACCUGAGCUUCUUCUCUGCUGUGACAACUACGGAACCUCCAUCGAUGUCUGGUCAGUUGGGUGCAUAUUCGCGGAGAUUCUUGGUCGAAAACCGAUUUUCCCGGGGACUGAAUGUCUCAACCAGCUUAAGCUGAUCAUCAAUGUUGUUGGUAGCCAGCAAGAAUCUGAUAUUCGGUUUAUCGAUAACCCGAAAGCUAGGAGGUUUAUAAAGUCUCUUCCUUUCUCUAGGGGUACACAUCUCUCUAAUCUCUACCCGCAAGCUAAUCCUCUAGCUAUAGAUUUGUUACAGAGGAUGCUUGUGUUUGAUCCAACCAAGAGAAUCUCUGUGACUGAUGCACUCUUGCACCCGUACAUGGCGGGUCUGUUUGAUCCUGGAUCUAACCCACCUGCUCAUGUCCCUAUCGCUCUGGACAUAGAUGAGAACAUGGAGGAAAGAAUGAUCAGGGAGAUGAUGUGGGAUGAAAUGCUUUACUACCACCCUGAAGCUGAAACCGCAAACGCGUGAUUGUCAUCGAGAGUUUUUUUUCGUACUCGAAAAUGAAGCUUUGUUGUUAUGUUAUAUAGCGAGUCCACAAACGGCUCGAGUGUGUGAGUGAGUGAGUAGCAGUAAGAGAGUUUGAAGAGCUAGCUGAUAAGUAUCUCUUUUCUGCUUUGUAAACGUGAAUCUUGGAGACUGUUUGUUAUUAAGUUAAGGUUUGUUCUUA